CCUGACGGGGGACUGUCCCUUGCAUUUCCAGCACCCAAGGUCUGCGAUGCCUGCAAAAACAAAAAUGAAGACGAUAAUGACAUCGUGGAAAACCUCUGCAAAAAUGACUUUGCCUUGAAGAUAAAAGUGAAGGAGAUUGCCUACAUCAAUGGGGAUACCAAGAUCACCCCCGAAACAAAGAGCAAAACCAUCUACAAGCUGAAUGGGCUGACAGAAAGGGAUCUGAGGAAGAUCGUGCUCUGGCUCAAAGGUGGCCUCCAGUGUACCUGUGACGAGAUGAACGACAUCAAUGUCCCCUAUUUGGUGAUGGGGCAAAAGCAAGCUGGGGAACUGGUGAUCACCUCGCUGAAGCGGUGGCAGAAAGGGCAGAGGGCUUUCAAGCGGUUCUCCCGCAGCAUCCGCAAACUGCAGUGUUAGUGGCUUCGGCUCUGGCCGCCUCCAGCAGCCGCCUCUGUCCUGAGCUCUCUGGGCCUCCUGCACCUUCUUGCUUCGGCCCCUCUGAGCCUUGAGAUGCCACGGGCAUGAGACAUGGUCCCUGCUCUCUGAGAGGGGAUGGAGCCCUCCGUUCUUGUACAUAGGUUAAAAUGUAAUAAAAAAAAAAAAAAACCAUGACUAUUUUUGGGAAGUAUUAAAAGUAUCUCGCUUAAAGCUUUUUUUUUUUAAUGGUUGCAACCGUGACUGGUCUGAGGUUUUUCCCUCUUCAUUUUUGGUAAUGCUGGUUCAAUUAUAUUGCUGCUUCUCUGUAUACGUGCAUGUUUGUUGUGCAAAAGUAAGAGAUGCAGAAAAAGACGGCCACGUGUGGGACUGGCCUGUCACAGUGGGUACGACUCUUUCACCGAGGUGAAAUGGCUUGCCAUCUAUAUUAACACUAUAAAGGUCAUGCUAUGACUCUUGCAUGCAAUACAUAGGCAACAGUAAGAGUGUAUUAACCAUUCUCAUAUUUUAUUUUCCACAAGUCUGAGCCUUUCUCUCUCAGAAAAAAUGAACAAGUUUUGGAGCUGGUUGAUCUGAAUGCAACUUUUUUUUUAAUUAUUUUGCAAAUUAAACCACCGGUAGCCUAACUGUAAUAUACCUAGUGGUUAACCUGAAAGAGUUGUAAAAUAUUGCUUUAAUUAACCUUGUAAAUACUCCAGAUGAAUGUUAUAUUCUUGUAUAUAAACUUUACGUCAUAGUUU
This is a messenger RNA of Leptosomus discolor (cuckoo roller), 1175 nucleotides long. Lineage: Eukaryota; Metazoa; Chordata; Aves; Leptosomiformes; Leptosomidae. The record is from RefSeq and is a predicted model, not a curated record.